GCGCGUCAGUCGUGAUUUUGUGACCGUACGCCCACGUUCGUCUGUCUUAACAGCUACGAACGGCCUUCGUCCGGUCCGCAUUGCUACGGCUGCGAAGCGGUUCUUGUCAGCGUGGCUUGUGGCCAAGUGAACGGCGAAAUUUUGCCCGGGCCCAUUGUUACGCAAGGUGUGACUCGGGUAACAGCGAGGGAUGGAAGUGCCAGACGUCACAGGCGCGGCGCAGCCUUCUGUCGAUGGCGAGAGUGGUGCGACCCACCAGGCGGUCCAGCCUCCAGGCGCCGACACGUGGCCGGCGCCUUACGAGCCCCCGCCGGAGGGCGCCUUCGGCUACGGCCGCUCUCAGAACUCGACUCCGACGAUGGCCCCGGCGAUGGACGCCAACGGCUCCGACGCCUUCGCGCCGCAGUCCCACUCGACUCUCUUGCAGGACGCGGGCCAGUCUAUGUCUUCCAGCGUCAGCCGGCCGGCGCCCGGCUGCCCCCCGGACGAUCAGCAGGCGCCGAGGCGGUUCUACACGGGCGACAUAGCGGACGCCUACGACGAGGCGUGCAACUUCUGGAGCUUCCUGGACCAGGAACUGGAACCCAAGGACAUAAAGGUGGAGCCGUCGUCGCCCUCCUGGCCGGAGGCUGACUCGACGUCGUGCCCCCCGUACGGUGGCGCAGCCGGUCCCUACUGUUCCCUAAACUGUUCCCCGGCGACCCUCGAGCAUCAGCCGACGCCAGUCCGGUACGACGAGCCGCGCGCGCCGACUGUUACCGCGGACUCUGCGGCGAUGACGAGCUGCUGCUACUACGAACUCCAGCCGCCGCCCCCGCCGCCUGCUUCCACGGGCUCCAGGGACCCGAUGAUGUGUCCCUCGCCUAGCCACUGGCCGAUGGAUCUCUCCCUUCGCCUGUGCACCACCGAGCCCUACUACCACUGCCCGCUUCCGGCACCGCCACCGCAUAGGCCUCGUGCUGCGGCCGGGGACUGGAACCAGCAGCAGUCGCCGCAGUUUGCCGACGGCGGCGCCACUGGACUGCCACAGAGGGGACACGGAAUGCGCAAUUCGGUUUCGGUAUUGGACGACGGGCUGGAUGCAGCCUCCAGCUUGUACCCCAACCAGCAGGCCUGGCACGGACAAGAAGGCAUGGUUCCUCGCUUGACCAGCGACGUGCCCGAGGUGCCGCUUUCUCCGACCGGUGCUUUCCUGAAGCGCUUUCCCUACGUCGGCCCACGAGACGAUACCGUGGCAACGCCGCAUCCACCCGUGCCCCCACCGACGCCGCUUCCGCCAACCUCCUCGCCUCACGUCGCUUCCGGUUCACAGGUUCCGGAUGGCGCCAGGAUCUACUAUCGCAAUGGUUCCCCAGCGGAGGUCCGCGGCCAAGCGUCGAACGCCGCCGCGCAGGGCCGGCCGAACUUCCAGGAACCUCCGUCGCCGCCUGCGACCAUGACGACGCUGCUGUCCGCAGUCCAGCAGAAGCAGCAGCAGCAGCAAGCGAGCACCGCUGUGCCCGCCUCGUGCCACCAGAGGCCUCGCAGCCUGUUCCAGGGGCCCCCCGCCUUCGUGCAGCUGCAGAGGAGCCCCAGGGCCCGACCGGCGCCGGUCGCCACCCACACCCUGGUGACGCUCAACGCUCGCUCCUCCGCCGCCGGGACGCCGUCGGCCGCGGGCUGCGCGUCGCGUUUCGCCGCGGCCCCCACGUAUUACAACGCGCUGCUUCAGCCUCUGCCUGCGAUCAACCAGGUACCUCCAAGGUCUGGAACCAUCGCCGUCUCAUCCGCCUCCCACCCUUCGUCGAACUCGCAGCAGCAGCAGCAGGCCGCACAGGCGACGGGCGAGGGUCACCAGCAGCAGCAGCAGCAGCAACAGCCGCCGGCGCCGCCACAGCAGCAGCAGCAGUUCCGGUUUCCCAGGUCCAACCUGACCCUGCUGCUGACGCCGACCGUGAGGCACGGCGGCGCCACCUCUGCGGCGCCCGGCAUCAACCUGGCCGCCGCGGCCCCCGGGUCCAUCCUGCUGCACUCGCCCUCUGGCGGACAGUUCCGCCACCCGCUGGCCGCCGCAGCCGGCCUGGUGCACGUCGGCCGCUUCCAGACGGCGCAGGCCUCGACGUCGACCUCGGCGAUGCCGGACUCGGCGACCAAGCCGCGCAGGACGGCUGCCGAACGGUCUCAUCCAGCUGUCAACUACGCGCUACGUUCCCUGAAGAUUGGACCUUUUCUGCUGGAAGCGGAAGACCCCGAGCUGAACCUGGGCUACAAGUUCAAAAUCAUCUUCAGCAAGAGGCGCUUUAUGUACGAGUUCGAGAGCGUGCCAUCCUCGGAGGACGAAGGGAUGCGGCUGUCCUGCGUCAUCGUGCCCUUCCAGUCUCUGCAGGCCCUGCGCUGCGAGCACGACUACAUCCUCGUCGAGGUGCAUUCGAGACCCGUCAUGUUCCUGGGCCGACGCACCUCCCCUUCGAACAAGAAGGGCGCCGCCAGCGCCGCCUCCACGUCGUCCCUGUCCGACCACUUGGAGCACUAUCCCGUGCACAAGGUUCAGCUGAACACCACCGACGUGGUUCGCAUCCGCCACCUGCUGUGGCAGUUCAACCCGCGGUUUCACGAGCUCAUGCUGCGACGCAUGAGCGACGCCGACACCAAGCUCGACGAGCCCCUGCCGCCGUACGGGGCGCCGGGCAGAGCGGCCUGGCGAAACGAGCUCGCCAAGGCCAACAAGGCCGCCAGGAAAACCCCCGUAAGUCGACGCCGCGGCAUGGCGGGCCGCAACAGGGCCGUAGCCGCGGCAGGCCAUCCGGUCUCCGCCAUGCUCGGCGGUCCGGGAGCGUCGUCGCUCGUGCCCUUCGCGGGGUUGCCGUCGUCGUCGUCGUCGGCGGCGGCGUCGGGCGCGCCGUCCCCGACGUGCGCGUGCCGCGUGAGCUGCCGGGUGGCCCGCUGCUCGUGCGCCAAGGCCCGCACCCGCUGCGACCCCGCCCGCUGCGUCUGCCUGGCCUGCGACAACCCGUUGAACCUGCUCGAGGCAGUGGGCAUCCCGCUCGCGGAAGCCCAGGCGGACCCGUGCCUCAUGCAGGCCGUCUUCCAGGUGUCCGACCUCCCGUGGUACCUGUGCCAGCAGGUUCGCCUCAACUGCUGCCCGGAGUCCGUCAUGGUGCGCGAGUGCAUCCCGGGCCCGAUGCCGUGCCCGCGGUGCCGGCACCCCGCGCAGUACUCGUGGUGCGCCAACACGCUCUUCCACGGCUCCACCAACCACUGCUCGGUGUGCGUGCGCUGCAACCUGUUCGCCGGCCAGCACUGCCAGGCCUGCAACUCGUGCUACUACUACAGCGGCAACGACAAGAACUGUCCCCGAUGUCGCCGCACUCGGGGAAUGGAGAUCGUGCAGAGGCAGGCGGUGGCAGCGACCACCGUGCAGCUGCUGUCCAUCCAAGCGUUUCCCGAGUACCAGCAAACGCAGGCGCAGCAGUCGGAGGCGCCGGCCAUGCUGCAAGCGAUCGACGCGCCUCCAGCGACAGUAGUGCUGAACGAUGCGCAGGCCUCCCAGACCGCGACUGUGGUCGUGGAGGAGCCUCAAGAAUCCAGCAAUGACGCUGCACUCGAACCCGAAGACAUAGUUCCUGACGUAGUUCCUCACGUGGUUCGUGACGUAGUUCCCGACGUGGUCCCCGACGUACUGCACGACGUGAUCGUAGUCCCUGGCGGUGACGACAGCUUUGAAAAGCCCGCUGCGGCUGACGUAAUUCAAGCGGAGGACAAAGCGGCAGUAAUUUGCGGCAACAGCCAACCCGGCGACAGAGACAGCGCGCCUCCGCUGGUCGUUGACAUUUAAUUUAGUGAGAUAGGAACUCGGCGUGUGUUGGUCACAAACGACAGUUGCAGCCUGCCGUUCCGCUUGUGCCGGAAAUUCGCCUCGUUCCGCGUCACGAUUUCUGUCCACAGUAAUGUUGGUUGACCGCGGACUUAAGGUAUCUAGGUCUGCUUGGCUGUGAUUUCGGUUGUUACUUGUCACGGCAGGUGUUGUAAGGGAAGAGAAUUUGAUAGGUAGACGGGCGUAGCUUUCAGGAUUCAUUGCGUACUUGGCUAAGCUAGACUAUGUUGCGGGGAUUCGGAUCGGGUAAGGUACCUCAGGUUCAAACGGUGGCGAUGUCGCUCCUGACAAACAACAGGUGAACAAAAAUCGAGUCUCGCAAUACACGUAAGUUGUGUCCAUUCAUGGCAACACGGAAAGUGGUAGGGCGCUACAGUUUACUGCUGAUUGUAAUUUUUCAAAUGUGUAUUGGAGUAAUGCCAGAAAUAUUGAAUGCUGAAUGGUCGCGUCUAUACUGUCAACUCAUCGAGCGCACAUUGCGGGGCACACUUGACCUCUGGAAGUGUUAUAGUCGCAGGGUGCGUGAAAAAAAUUAUUGUAAUAUAUUCUAGUGUUCGUGACUUAAAACCGCAACUUCUCCUCCGAGUAGUUUGUCAAUGGCUUGGCUGCUACUAUUAUGUUCUCAUUUGUACUAGUCACUUGGGGUUACCCUGACAAGCCGGACGGAUUUCGCGAGAACAGCGUCAUUGCGUCGCUUCUGUUUCUAGAAUACUCACUUUGUAUUCGACGUUACGUAAUUCCGCGCAGGUUGCGCGGGCGAGUCUUGUAGUGUUCCUUUUUAUACGUAGAGUGUGCGCUUCCAAGACCUCAACCUGUAUUGUUCCGCGAGCCUUUGCGGAAUGUUCUUUUUUAUCCUCGUUUCGUUCAUCAGUGUCCGCUUCGCUGGAGACAUGUCGUUCGAUCUACUACUUUAAAAGUUCGAGUAAAUUGCUCCAAGGGAGCUGUGUCACGUGCUCCACGUAACCUCUGCCCUCCUCCACCCCCCCACCCCCCGUCCUUGCUUAUCGCGCCUCACGUAUUGUAUUGUUCCACUUCGAGAUCACUAAAGCCUCGCACGUACACCCUCACACGCGCCAACCGUCAAUGCAUGUUUGAGCGCCGCAAGAUAUAAUCUUUUUCCCGGUGAUCUUUUGAAAAAUGUAGAUGCUGCAGCUUCACGCCGCAUUUUUUGCGACCUUCCAGAAACGCACUAUAGGGAAGCUGCUGCUUCUUCGGUCGUUUCAAGCAAUGUAAUGCAGCUUUUCUACAGCAUUCCGCUAGCGGGAACACAGGGAGCCGCGAGGUAUCCGAGGUUCUCUGACUGGCGCUUUGCACUUUUCUCAGAAUCUCUCAUAUAUGGCAUUUUUGUUUUCCUUAUGGCACCGAAUAGUUGUUACGUGCUCUUGUAUCUGAACACGGCAUGGUAUACUUCAUGCUGCAGAGCAAAAUGCAUUCGUUUGAGGCAGACUCGUUUGCUUGUACAACAAAGCAGUGGUUUUCGUGUUCAUGCAGCAAUGCGGAAAUGCAGUCGACGUUCCCGUCAUGAGGCAAUGACCCCGCUUCAUGUUCCUGCUUUGCAAUUCGGUUAGUUGACCCAUGCGCAGUCGUUAAUCGCUUGCUGAGCUGAUCGCAGUGUUACCUUUAAUCUGCAGCCUGUUGUCCUUGCGUCGUUGUUACCGUUUCGAAAGACAGAAAAUUUUCAAAUGAAGCUGUUAAGAUGAUUUAUUUAUUUAUUUAUUUAUUUAUUUAUUUAUUUAUUUAUUUAUUUAUUUAUUUAUUUAUUUAUUUAUUUGUAGUUUCUGUGUUCAUUUCUUUACUUAUUUGUUAUAUUUUAUUAUUUGAAGUUCUCAUUGAUAUCUCGGCAGAUUGUUGCUACAAACGCUAGUUGGGUUAAGGUAUAAAUCAUUCCUUCAUUUGCUUUGAUAUGCAUUCGCUCGAUGCAUAGCAUCACAAAUUUUAUGUGUCAACAUAAAUUUUGCAUUUGAAUGCAGCAUUGUUCUAGAUGUGAGUCUUUUUCUUAUCGCCCUGUUUAUAUUCGUGGUCGUAUGGGUCAGUUCGCAGCAUGGUACAGCUCCUGAAAAUUUUUGCUAAUUACUUGAAACUUGAAAGAACUGACUCGUACUGCUCGAGAAUAUGUGACUGUUUACAUUCGGUCAUUCUGUUAAUGCUGUUGGCGAGCGAAUGUAUUUUCUUUUUUCGCGGCUGUAGCUUAUGUCAUGUAAUGACAAACUACAGUUAGUGCUGCGCUCAUUGGUGUAUUCUUGUUUCCGCACAUUAAUAUCUAAGUGAGAUUCAUUUUGUUUGAUAAGGCUGGUGUGCACCAGCCAACACGAUUUUUUUUCAUUAUUAUUAUUAUUUUGAGCCAGAAAUUCGCCGCGGUUUCUUUGGGUACCCUCGCACUCAAAGUGGGCUUCAUUUUGUUUUGUAGGCCUGGAAGGCAAACCGGCCUUUCGUAUAUUUUGUGCCGCAAUAAACGCACUACGUUUGUGUUACACUGA
Molecule: messenger RNA, 6330 nt
Organism: Dermacentor albipictus
Lineage: Eukaryota; Metazoa; Arthropoda; Arachnida; Ixodida; Ixodidae
Source: RefSeq, a predicted model, not a curated record